Ostreococcus tauri is the source of this 2181-nucleotide messenger RNA. RefSeq names its product Tetratricopeptide repeat. The coding region runs from base 1 to 2181 and encodes 726 amino acids. NCBI's taxonomy places the organism in Eukaryota, Viridiplantae, Chlorophyta, Mamiellophyceae, Mamiellales, Bathycoccaceae. The transcript has a single exon. The record is from RefSeq and is a predicted model, not a curated record. Gene Ontology annotation, molecular function: Hsp90 protein binding.
AUGCGGACGACGGGACGACCGCGGGCGGAGGCGCACCUGGAGAUUGGCGUGGAGACGAAUAGGGAUCUGUUCGGACGCGUGCGAGGCCGAUGCGGUGGGUGCGGGACGUGCGCGGGGUACGUCAAGGACACGCGGGCGUACGAGAUGCGGGUGGAGGAUGCGGCGAACGGGCGGGCGCAUCCGCACUGCGACUUGACGCUGACGAAUUGUUCGAGAUGCGGGUGCGCGUCGACGGAGCACGAGGUGGACGAGUGCGCGGAUUGGAGAGAACGCGGAAACGACGCGUACGAGCGCGAGGCGUACGAAGAGGCGGUGUGUCACUACUCGCGCGCGAUCGCGGCGUCGCCGGGAGACGUGAAGAGUUUUUCCAAUCGAUCGGCGUGCUUUCUCAAGAUGGCAAAGUACUCGCAGGCGCUGAGCGACGCCGAGCGCGCGGUGACGCUGGACGGGAACUUCGCCAAGGCGAGAACGCGCGUCGGUGCCGCGGCGGCGGCGCUGGGACGUCAUGACCUGGCGAAACGGUCAUUUGAGCUCGCACUUAAGCUUGAUCCGAAUUCUCAGGCGGCGCGCGACGGUUUGGUACGUCUGGAACGCGACGUCUCCCGCGCGCAAAAGCGAAAGACGACGAGAUCGCCUUCGAAUGUAGGCAGAGGAACAGAUACGAGCUCGACGGUAACGCCGGCGGUCGAACCCGCCCGCGUCCCGCACGACGGCACAUCGCGCGUCGAGACUGUCGCACGGCGCACGCACGCUCACGAGUUGAUGGGGGAAGCGAAGUCUCUUCUCUCGCGGCUCGAGCGGGUUCUAAACGACAUGCGAAUCGAAGUCGACGCUUUUGAAAAGCAUUGUGCGAUGAAAGAAGCCGCGGAGCGCAUCGACGUGAGCGCACAGACGGAAGAGGAGAGUAUUCAUGACGAGACGCUCGAGAGAGAGAUUUUUGACGUCGAGCCUCAAUCACCAGCGAAUAAGACUUUCGCCGUGUCCCCGCGCUCGGACGGUGACGAAAGCGAACACGACAUGGAUGAAGUUUCGACGCAAAUGGCUCGUUUGUUGCGAACCGCUUCCGUUGAAGAUGAUAAGGGAGAAGAUGAGGCACAAGUCGCGGACGUGCUUAAAUUUUUUGAAGAGUUCGAGCGCGUUGCCAGUGGAGAGACGGAGAAAGAGGACGUCGAUUUAUGGGCAGAGAGAUGGGAAGCAGAGCAAUUCCAACGGCGCAGUAUCGAAAAGAUCGUUCUAGAGACCGCUCAAAAGCGUCAAUCAUCGGAACCAAAGGUUUCACGACCUCCGGGUUUGAAGCUGGACUCUCUGACUCAUUUGUUCACAGUUGAAGAGAUAAGAGGUAAAAUGGGGGAUAUCGACGAUUCAGGCACCGCGCGCGGUCCAUGCAAAUCGUGCGACAAAUCGUGCAGCGCAUUCGUCAAACUCUCUAGUUGGAAACGGUCGCCGCUACCGAAUCAUGAUUCAAACGACGAAGGGUACGCGAAUGUAUAUCACUCGCUUGUCCUAGGUGUCGAUGGCGCGCGAUGCGCUCGGUGCGGAUGCGAGGCGAGCACGCACUGCACUGAGAAGGAGUUUCGUAAGCGGGAGCGAGUCGAUCGCAUGGACCAACAUCGCAAGCAAAGCCAUGAAAGCAAUCGUAAACGACGAGUGAUGCUCGCUGCCGAGAUUGUACAGCGCGCGCUCGAUCAGGAUGAGACCAUAUGUGAGACGACGAACGAUGCAGUGCUAGGUGCAGAGCGACUCGGAUGCAAGUCGUGUCAAGAGUGCUCGGGAUUCAAGUUGAUAUUUCCAGAAUCGAAAGCAAAUGAUCCCGAGACGAUGUGCUACUGUUCGAUGUGUGGAUGUUCUGCAGCUGAUCAUCAGGUUUGUGAGCGCUGGACCCAAGAGCAACAGGAAAGUCGUAAUAGGUUUGAGCGGCGAGCGCAGGCUGAUCAAGCUAGGCGUGCCGCCGCAGCCGAGGCAUACAGUCGAUCCAAUCGCUCACGUAACGAACAUCGCACGACGCUCGGCGUUUCCCCGAACGCGUCGAUGAGUGAGCUCGCAAAGGCAUAUCGCAAGGCGGCUCUGCGAUGGCAUCCCGACAAACACGCACACAAGUCAGAGAGCGAGCGACGAGCGGCGACGAAGAUGUUCAUUCGCGUCGCCGAAGCGUUCAAAUGUCUGCGUGAUGAAGACUCUUAG